UGUCCAAACAGCUGAAACACAAUAUGAAUCUCCAAAAGUAAUUCAAGUUUCAAACGAAAUUAAAAACGUCCAAACACAAAUAGAUCAUAUAAACCCGAAAACGAUAGAAUGUUCAAAUACUAUAAAUUCGCCACAAAACAAUAUUAUAAUAUUGGAGAAUGCUACUUUAAAACCGAAAGAUGUUAAUUUUGAUGAAUCCAAUGAAAUACAAAUGAUCGAUAAUAUUAUUUUUGAAUCGCAAAAUACUGUAACAUCAAAUGUAAUUCAAAAUUCAACACAGAUAAGAGAGAUGACUGAUAACUCAAAUAAUAUUUUUGAAGAAAGCCAAAAUGUACUGACAUUAGAAUCUCCGUGCGUUAGCGCACAAAUCUAUAGCAGUCAAAAUGAGUUGAUAUACUUAAAAAACAAAUGCGACUCACUUUUUGAUACAAAUCUUCAAAAUAUAGAAAGCAAUGGAGAUAUUAAAGUAAAAAAUACUAAUUUAAAUAAAAUAACACCUGGAGACAAAUUGAAAACGAAUGUCAAUACUGAAAAUGAUUUAAAAGAAUCAAAAACAAAUAAUACUUAUGAAAACGAAGCUAUUAAUACAAAUACUGAAAAUUCACGAUUUAAUGACUUCGAAUUGAACGAAAGUGAUGAUUUAACGGAAUCUCAAGGGGAAGUAAUACCAUUCAAAGUGAUGGGGGAAUUUAAUAAAAUUAAAGCCUAUUUAAAUAAAAUUGAUGUUGAUAGCCAUGCAUCAGAUUCUGGUUUUAAAAGCAGAUCAUCAACUGCAUCUCAAUCUACGCACUGGCUUAACCAGUCCUCACAUUGCCUAUUCAGGUACCUAAGUCAAACACCGCUUUUUGAUUCUACCGUCGAAAUUAAUUACGAAAUCGCUAAGGUCCUAGGUGAACUUAUAGAUAGAUUACAUGAAAACGAAAAUUAUCCGAGUUUCCUUGAUGAGAUGUUGGAAUUUAUAGCAAAUUUAAUUUCGACAAUUUACGAGAGGAAAUGUGAUGUGAAUGUGUUUUUCAAAACAGACGAAUCUAUCGGACGCCUGCUUCUCCUGAACAAAUCGAAAAACAUAAUAAAGUAUACAAUCGAAAAAAUCAUUAAAAUUCUCGAAUCGUUCCAUGAAAAUUUAGAAACAGACACAAUUGAAUUAACAAAUAUAGAUAAAACCGAAAACCUCGCUUACAUAUUUCAUUUAUUGGAAACAUUGUUGAAAAAACAUAUUAAAAUAACACAAUUCAGUCAAAACACAAGAUUUAGUCAAAGCAAUAAAUUUAGUCAGUCACAAGAUGAUAAAUCUCUUAAACGCUCGACUAUUACCGAAAUAUGGCGAAAGAAAUGGAAUUUAACUAAAGCUGAGGUCUUUCAAAAAGAGGAAAAGAACAUUCUAGUGGACUGCAGCGAUAUUUUAAAUAAAAUAAUCGUCAAAGCCAUGAACAAUUAUAGUUUGAUUGCAUUUGCCGCAUUGCAAUGUUUCAAUCUAUUGCAAUCUUGA
This is a messenger RNA of Pieris rapae (cabbage white), 1489 nucleotides long. RefSeq lists its product as uncharacterized. Bases 212 to 1489 code for a protein of 425 amino acids. The transcript has 4 exons. The record is from RefSeq and is a predicted model, not a curated record. NCBI's taxonomy places the organism in Eukaryota, Metazoa, Arthropoda, Insecta, Lepidoptera, Pieridae.